AUGAGGUGCAGUGUUCAGACUUGUACCAAUGACACGAAGAGAACCACCAAAAGUCAUGGGAUUACAUUUCACAUGUUUCCGAAAGAGCCUAACCUUCGUACAGCGUGGGUAGAAGCCCUGGGUAUGGCAGACUGGGAGCCAAAAGACAGAAGUACAAUAUGUUCCGAACACUUUCGAAAUGAAGACUUUUAUCAGACCAAAAGAGGGCUGCGGAAGAUUAAGGGUGGUGCUGUACCCGUGGUCGCACAGGAUUCUGCGGACGAUCUAGAUGCGCCGGCCGCUUUGAGGGUGUGCAGAAUAUGUCUCGCCAUAGACGUCAAGAUGUACGACUUUAGAGACCACAAGAUGGAUCAAAUGUAUGAGCAGAUCACUGGGCUAUUGACAUGCGGUGAGGAACGGCUGCCCCAGCGCGUCUGUUGGGAGUGCGCGGCGCGGCUCACGUCCGCCAUUCGCUUCAGGACCAGAGCUUUGAGGAGCUUCCAGCUGCUGCAAGACAUGCUGCUACCUGACUCCUAUAUAAAAGUUCGCGACAUAAAAUCAAUAAACCGCUCUCACAGCGGUCUCAGCUCCCCUCUCAUCCAGAAGAUCUACGACAACAGUGACUACGACCUGCACAUCCGGGAUGUCCUCGUGAAGGAGGAAGAGCUCCCUCCGGAGGCGCCUCCCGACGACGAGGGCCUGGAGGUGGACGCUAAAGACCUGGCGCCUAUCACUGAGGUUGAAGUCAAGGAUGAAGGUAGCAGCAACGAGAUAUUCUUCGAAGAGUUUGAUCACUUCGAUGAUGAUGAUGAUAAGACUUUAAGCGAAGUGUGCCUGGAGAAGAAUAAAGAGAAGGAGAAAAUAAAGAAGAGGAAAGAGAAGCCGGUCAAGAGGAUUAAACCUAAGAAGUGUGAGGAAGAUGACACGCCAGACAAUACUACGGACAGAUACAAAAAGAACGACGUCAAACGCCGCCGUCAGACUGAGGCGUUGGACGAGACUCUGUUCACCAUCACCUCCCUCUCCUACGACCAACAGAUAGAGGAAGUCCUCAAGCGGCAGGACAGCACCUCCUACACCAAUGCGCCCUACAAGUGCACCAUCUGCUACCGAGGGUUUCAAAUCAAAGACAGAUAUACUGCACACGCGAUUAGGCACAGUGAGCAAAGUGGGUUGUACGAGUGCUUCAUCUGCAAGACGCGGCUGAAGACGAGCCGAGCGCUGCGCAAGCACCUCACGGCUCAGCACACGGAGCAGUACAGCUGCAAGGGCUGCCCCUUCCUCACCAGGAACCGGGGAGUGGCGAGGGAACACGAGAAAUGGCACGCCGGCACCAAGUACCAGUGUCCACAUUGUGCCAGCGAGUUUGACAAGCUGACCACGUACAUGGGCCACAUCCGCAUCAAGCACGUGUCGGACUGCGUGUGCGAGCUGUGCGGGUACACGUUCGUCAGCAAGAAGGGCAUCGACGUGCACAAGAAGAAGAAACACCGGCUCGUUGAUAAGUCUGUGACCCUGGAUGGUCCAUACUGCACGGUAUGCGAAGUGAAGUUCAUCUCGGAGGAGGCUCACGACAGACAUCUGAUGUUGUCGUCGCGGCACAGCAGCGAUCAUGAUCCGAACCGCAUCCGCAACGACUCACAGAGUAUGAACACGGAGCGGAACGGGCGAGUCGUGCGUAGAAUAGAGCGGCGACCCGUCAUACACCCGCGGGACCCUCAGGACAGGAUGACGCAGCACGAACCCAACACGCCGGUCAACUGUGAACAGUGCGGUAUACAACUGCGGGACCUUCGGUUAUACGCACAACACUUCAGACGCGCUCACCCAGACAAGAAUCGAACCAAGUACCCGGCGAUGAAGACGCCGUGCAUGUGCGAGCAGUGUGGAAAAAUAUUCCAGAGUAUGGCGCUCCUCAAGGACCACAUGUGGGUCCACACCGGUGAGAAACGUUUCAAAUGCGACCGUUGCACGAAGAGUUUCACGCAGAAGACAAACCUGGUGUUCCACAUGAGGGUACACAGCGCCUCCAGGCCCACGUACGAGUGUCCGCUGUGUGGGAAGCACUUCGCUUUCUUUAACAACCGAAGGCGGCAUAUGUUUAUCCACACGGGACUGAAGCCUUUCAAAUGUGACACUUGCGGAAAAUGUUUUACAACAUCCGGCGAGCACAGAGCGCACGUUGAACAUGUUCAUUUGAAGAAGCCUUGGCCGAAGCGAGCGAGACACCGACGUGACUGGAAGUGUGACGCUAAUAGUGUAGAAGAUUAG
This is a messenger RNA of Arctia plantaginis, 2250 nucleotides long. Lineage: Eukaryota; Metazoa; Arthropoda; Insecta; Lepidoptera; Erebidae. The record is from the annotation of a GenBank genome assembly.